AUGAAACUAAAUGGACCUGGUCGUGAGAUGAAACUAAAUGGACAUGGUCGUGAGAUGAAACUAAAUGGACCUGGUCGUAAGAUGAAACUAAAUGGACCUGGUCGUGAGAUGAAACUAAAUGGACCUAGUCGUGAGAUGAAACUAAAUGGACCUGGUCGUGUGAUGAAACUAAAUGGACCUGGUCGUGAGAUGAAACUAAAUGGACCUGGUCGUGAAAUGAAACUAAAUGGACCUAGUCGUGAGAUGAAACUAAAUGGACCUGGUCGUGAAAUGAAACUAAAUGAACAUGGUCGUGAGAUGAAACUAAAUGGACAUGGUCGUGAGAUGAAACUAAAUGGACCUGGUCGUGAAAUUUAA
Messenger RNA from Haliotis rubra (blacklip abalone), 357 nucleotides. RefSeq lists its product as uncharacterized. The record is from RefSeq and is a predicted model, not a curated record. NCBI's taxonomy places the organism in Eukaryota, Metazoa, Mollusca, Gastropoda, Lepetellida, Haliotidae. The transcript has a single exon. The coding region runs from base 1 to 357 and encodes 118 amino acids.